AACCGUGGGGCAACGCCCACCCCCAGACGCCACUGACAUUUUUGCCAAUAUGCACGGUUUUCGUCCAUAAGAGGGAGUCAAGUUUCUUAAAAAGCACCGACCCGGCCCCGCUUGCUCCACAGACGCGCCAAGCCGCCACGGAGAGGAGUAGACACAUAUUUAUGUCCUCGUCUUUUUUAGCGGCAAAGUGGAAACGUGUCCAUUUCGGACGGGUGGAUUGUGACAACCACUUCCCUUUAAAAAAAAAAAAAAAGAAGUGGAUAUUCUUCAAACUCAACCUGGAUUAACUCAAGCGGCGUUAGAACAUCUUUUCAUUCACCUUUUCUUGUGUUUUUUUUUUUUUAAUUGUUUCGAUAUGUUGUGGAAAUUAGCCGACAACGUCAAGUAUGAAGAUGACUGCGAGGAGAGACACGACGGGAGCAGCAAUGGCAACCCGCGGCUGCCUCACCUGCCGGCGGUCAGCCAGCAUCUGUACAGCCCGUCUCCCUCCCUCUCACACUCGGCCAGCUCGGACUUCCAGCCGCCUUACUUCCCUCCCCCGUACCAGCCCAUCUCCUACCCGCAGUCCGGCGACCAUUACUCCCACCUGGCCGACCCGUUCAGCAUCAACUCCAUACACCAGUCGUCGCCGGCCUCCAACCAGCAGCAGUGGCCCGGGCGCCAGGGCCAGGAAGGCCUAGUGGGACACGGCAGGAGCGGCCUGGCCGGCCAGAUCCUCGGUCUGGAGGGCGGAGGCUCCUCCGGGCUGAGGAGGGAAGGCUUCCGCCGGCCGGAGCUUCUUGGGCCGCACGCUCACGGCAUUGAGUCGUCGGUGAUGGGGGAAAACAUGGGCAUGCACGACAUGGGCCACGGGAUGGAGGACGUGCAGCACGUAGACGACCACAGUAUUAUCAUGGCAGAUCAGACCGUUAUCAAAAAAGUAUUAGGACUGCGAGGGGGCAGGAGCCUUGAUCGCGUACAGAGGACUUGUUAUCAGGGGGGCAUCCUUGCGGGGCCUGUGACUCUUCCCAAAGGCAAUUCCCUGGGCCUCCCCUUCCAGAAGGAGUCCCUGCUGGGAAUGGUGUCCAACCCCACCGAGGUGUUCUGCUCCGUCCCGGGUCGUCUGUCGCUGUUGAGCUCCACCUCCAAGUACAAGGUGACGGUCGCCGAGGUCCAGAGGCGACUCUCGCCGCCAGAGUGCCUGAACGCAUCGCUGCUGGGAGGAGUUUUACGCAGAGCCAAGUCGAAAAACGGUGGACGCUCCCUGAGAGAAAAGCUGGACAAAAUCGGGCUCAACCUUCCGGCAGGAAGAAGAAAGGCUGCCAACGUCACUUUGCUUACCUCACUGGUGGAAGGUGAAGCGGUUCACUUAGCCAGAGACUUCGGUUACGUGUGCGAGACAGAGUUUCCUGCCAAAGCCAUUGCGGAGUACCUGGGCAGGCCUCACGUGGAACGCAAUGAGGUUAACUCGCGCAAGAACAUGCUCCUCGCUGCCAAGCAAAUCUGCAAGGAGUUCACCGACCUGCUCACCCAGGACCGCUCGCCGCUGGGAAACUCCCGGCCGGCGCCCAUCCUGGAGCCGGGCAUCCAGGGCUGCCUGACUCACUUCAGCCUCAUCAGCCACGGCUUCGGCUCGCCGGCCAUCUGCGCCGCCAUGACCUCGCUGCAGAACUACCUGAACGAGGCCCUCAAACAGGUGGACAAGAUGUACCUGAGCUCCGGCGACGACGGGGCGGGAGACGGCGGCAGCAAAGCCGCCGACAAACUGGACAAGCACAGGAAAUGAGACGCUCUCCCGCGGGGGGGGGGAUCCGCGUAUGAACUCCGGGUUUCCGCCCCAUUUUUUUUUCUUUUGUACGAUGACAACUUUGGGAGAACAUUUUUUUUUUAUUUUUUUUUUUACCCCCCCCUCACCAGAGGACAUCAUUUCAAGAUGCUGUGAGCCCCCCUGCCUCCUCCUCCUCUUGUCUGGAGGCAAAUCCUCUGAUUUCCUGCGUCUCAACACGACGGACCACUUUUUAUGAGAAAAAGACACAAUUCUCUCCCGUUUUUAAAAUCACAAAAAGCAAGCUGAUUAUUGUUUGUGCUGCACCUCGUCACGUCAGGAUGGAUUCCGUGUUCCUGUGCUUUGCCGACCUCCAGAAACCUCGUCAGUGUUCACACAGAGGAUGCUGCCAUGUCUGAAAACUAGGGAUGGGCAUAGGAAGCCAUUUAUACACUGAUUCUCAAACCCACUACUUCUGCUGGGUUCUUCAUGAUAUCACAGACUAUACACACAAUCCCUUUGUUAUUCAUGAUAUCACAGACUAUACACACAAUCCCUUUAUGUCCUAUAGACCAUGUAUUCAUCACUAUAUGAAUACAUGGCGGUAUAGCUCAGUCGGUAGAGCGGCCGUGUCAGCAACUUGAGGGUUCCAGGUUCCGCCACCUUAGUCACUGUCGUUGUGUCCUUGGGCAAGACACUUUACCCACCUGCUCCCGGUGCCACCCACACUGGUUUAAAUGUAACUUAGAUAUUGGGUUUUACUAUGUAAAGCGCUUUAAGUCACUAGAGAAAAGCGCUAUAUAAAUAUAAUUCACUUCACCUCAGUUUUUGUUAUUAGUCCCUUCCAAAAGUCAUGCGACUGAUUUUAUUCACUGAUUCUCCAACCCACUACUUCUGCUGGGUUCUUCAUGAUAUCACAGACUAUACACACAAUCCCUUUGUCCUAUACUGCCAUGUAUUCAUCACUAUAUGAAUACAUGGCAGUAUAGCUCGGUCGGUAGAGCGGCCGUGUCAGCAACUUGAGGGCUCCAGGUUCGAUCCCCGCUUCCGCCAUCCUAGUCACUGACGUUGUGUCCUUGGGCAAGACACUUUACCCACCUGCUCCCGGUGCCACCCACACUGGUUUAAAUGUAACUUAGAUAUUGGGUUUUACUAUGUAAAGCGCUUUAAGUCACUAGAGAAAAGCGCUAUAUAAGUAUAACUCACUUCACAAUUCCAGCAAUACCUCAGUUUUUAUUAGUCCCUUCCAAAAGUCAUGCGACUGAUUUUAUUCACUGAUUCUCAAACCCAUUACUUCUGCUGGGUUAUUCAUGAUAUCACAGACUAUACACACAAUCCCUUUAUGUCCUAUAUUGCCAUGUAUUCAUCACUAUAUGAAUACAUGGCAAUAUAGCUCGGUUGGUAGAGCGGCCGUGCCAGCAACUUGAGGGCUCCAGGUUCGAUCCCCGCUUCCCCGAUUCUAGUCACUACCAUUGUGUCCUUGGGCAAGACACUUUACCCACCUGCUCCCGGUGCCACCCACACUGGUUUAAAUGUAACUUAGAUAUUGGGUUUUACUAUGUAAAGCGCUUUAAGUCACUAGAGAAAAGCGCUAUAUAAAUAUAAUUCACUUCACCUCAGUUUUUAUUAGUCCCUUCCAAAAGUCAUGCGACUGAUUUUAUUCACUGAUUCUCAAACCCACUACUUCUGCUGGGUUCUUCAUGAUAUCACAGACUAUACACACAAUCCCUUUGUCCUAUAGGCCAUGUAUUCAUCACAAUAUGAAUACAUGGCGGUAUAGCUCGGUCGGUAGAGCGGCCGUGUCAGCAACUUGAGGGUUGCAGGUUCGAUCCCCGCUUCCGCCACCCUAGUCACUGUCGUUGUGUCCUUGGGCAAGACACUUUACCCACUUGCUCCCGGUGCCAGCCACACUGGUUUAAAUGUAACUUAGAUAUUGGGUUUUACUAUGUAGAGCGCUUUGAGUCACCAGAGAAAAGCACUAUAUAAAUAUAAUUCACUUCACAUUUCCAGCAAUACCUCAGUUUUUGUUAAUAGUCCCUUCCAAAAAAUGGUAAAUACUGUAUAGCGCUUUUCGACCUUCAAGGUACUCAGAGAGCUUUGACACUAUUUCCACUUUCACACAUUCACACACAGACGCAUGCCAUGCAAAGCCCUAACCACGACCCAUAAAGUGUCAUGCUCAAGGACACAACGGACGUGACUCGGUUGGUAGAAGCUGGGGAUCGAACCAGGAACCCUCAGGUUGCUGGCAUGGCCACUCUCAAAAACCGCGCCAUCCCCAACAAACAAAAAAUCCAAUUGAUCUGUUCCAAACACCAAAAAUAUUGACACAAACUAAGUUUUAUGUAGAAUAAUUCUAGUUUUUUUUACGCCCUAAACAAUGUGUAAUACAUAUGAAAUUGAUAUAUGAGUAAUUUUUGUAAUCCAGUGGUGUUUCUUGCCAUCUUUAUCAAAGUGCUGGCACUCGCAACUUUCUUUGGCCCCGUCCUGGCUUAUUUUGCUGUGGCACUCUGCAAAAAGACUGAAGUCUGUAGUUCGCCAAAAACUGUAGAUUUUUACUGAUUUUUUUCGAAUUCUGUUUUGUGAUUUUUAUUAGACUCCAGUGUAAAUGUGCACAGGCCCUAAUGUGGUCCUAAUGUGGCUUCAAAGUGGCCCUAAUGUGGCCUCGGCUUCACUUGCAUUCGCAGUCCGAUAAAGUGAAAACAAAUGAAGUUGACGGGAUUCCGUAAAUGAACAAGGAAGUCGCUACUAAUACUACAAAAAUAUGUUGCCACGACUUAAAAAUUAGGGUUUUUAUUACAUGAAAAUAAAUGAAAGUAGUUUUGUGUGUGUAUGUAUAUGUG
Molecule: messenger RNA, 4587 nt
Organism: Nerophis ophidion (straightnose pipefish)
Lineage: Eukaryota; Metazoa; Chordata; Actinopteri; Syngnathiformes; Syngnathidae
Gene: tfap2c
Product: transcription factor AP-2 gamma (activating enhancer binding protein 2 gamma)
Exons: 8
Coding region: 356-1765 (469 amino acids)
Biological process (GO): anatomical structure development; regulation of cell population proliferation; regulation of transcription by RNA polymerase II
Cellular component (GO): nucleus
Molecular function (GO): RNA polymerase II transcription regulatory region sequence-specific DNA binding; DNA-binding transcription factor activity, RNA polymerase II-specific
Source: RefSeq, a predicted model, not a curated record